Platichthys flesus (European flounder) is the source of this 1755-nucleotide messenger RNA. RefSeq names its product transmembrane protein 141 (gene tmem141). NCBI's taxonomy places the organism in Eukaryota, Metazoa, Chordata, Actinopteri, Pleuronectiformes, Pleuronectidae. The coding region runs from base 136 to 510 and encodes 124 amino acids. The record is from RefSeq and is a predicted model, not a curated record. The transcript has 5 exons.
UAGACUCUUUUCUUUGCAGCACGGAAGUUGUAUAACAUCACAGAGAAGCUACACACUUGAUGGUUUUAUAAUAUCAAAUAGUGCCACCAAGACAAACUAAUAACCGUGACUUUAACUUGAACAGCGGGAAGAAACAUGAAUCUCGGUGUGAGAAGAGUGGACGACGCGCUGGUCGCUAAACAUCCGGGUUUAAAGACUUAUGCUGCCUGUCAGUCUGGCGCCUUCAUGAAGGGAACUGGAACAUUUAUACUGGGUGCUGCUGGUUUAAUGGCCGUUCAAAAGGUUAUACAGAAGAAACUUCCUUAUCCUCUUCAGUGGAGCCUGCUCAUUUCAAUAGUGGCCUCCUCAGUCGGCAGUUACGCUGUGACUCGCUGGGAAUCACAGAAAUGCUCAGAUCUCUGGCUGCUGCUGGAAACAGGAAAAAUCCCGGACAGAUCCCCACCAGAGCUGCCUAAACCGGAAGAAUCGAAGGGACCCGUGAAGACAAAAUAUGGCGAUGUAAUAGAUUGAACGUGAUCAUAAAUAAACAUAUUUAUACUGUAUAUAACUGAUAAAGAAAUAUCUUGAGGCUCAGUUGUUCUUGAAUAAGAGAAGAUACUUGUUUUAAUGUAUCUUCAUCAAAAUGCUUGAAGUACUAAAAAGAAAUUCGUUAUUAUACUAUUCCAGACACGUCUUUUAAAUCCCAACACAGGCACAUACUGGAGACUGGCACCAAACACCCAGGGGCGGACUGGGGGAAAAAAGUGGCCCGGGAGUUUCUGUCAGACCGGCCCACUCAAUACACGGCGGUGCGCAUGCGUAUAACUGGGUGCCGCGUUGCGUGUAUGUAUGCAAAUCCAAAUUCUCUACACUUCGGCUGUGUAAGAACCAAUUUAGAGGUGUUUAUUAAUAAGGUGGAGAUCUUUUCUUACUUUGGACUUCCGAAGUCUGUAAAACACAUAUUAAAAGACACUUAAAAAAAAAUCGAAAAAUAGUCACCAUGAGUGUGAAGACCGAUUGCGAGUAGCAGUAUAAAAGCAGUCAGUGCGAAUAGAUAGGUAUAGCUCUUGGAGAAAAUUACGCUUGUGCCGCUGUUUCAACCAUUGUAGGGCUGAUGCGAUGAUGGGCGUGGGCCGGUACAUCAUAGUGAUGGGCCGUUGGAUUUAUAUUUUCGGCCAUCGGCCCACCGGGGAUGUCCCCGGUAUUCCCGAUGGCCAGUCCGCCCCUGCAAACACCUAAUCUAUGGCAUAUAGGCCCCUGUGCACCUUCAGGUCACCCAUUUGUGGGAUUUCCUCAAUAAACCCCAUGAAUGAAGUGUUGGUUUUGAAUUUAAUAACAACAUAAACAUUUUGAUGUGUUUCCUGAAUCAGAGGUGCAGAAUUAUUUGGCUUUUGUUUUAUGAGGAAUCAGAUGUUAAGCUUACGAUCCGGUAUUAUUAUCAUUCGGACAUGUUUGUUUGACAUGCAACAGAAUUAAAGUGGUGCUGCCAAAACCAGAUUUUAGUUGUCGCUGUAAACCUCAUGUGAUCUGCAGAGCUGUGUGUUUCAUGCCCUUUUGGGUAAAUACACCCAGUAAAUGACCAGUUUUCUGUUCUCAAGCACGUUAUAUAAGCUAUUGCUUUGAACGUGAAGUGUUGGAUGUUGAAUGUAAUAAUAUUUUGUUAUAGAUACGCUGCAAAGAUCCAUCCUCUCCCACAGACACAAAGACGCCCACAUGUUCAUGUUUUAGACUAAACAAAGAGGGACAAAUAGGACAAGAUGCUCUGUGGCUAUCAGA